GCUGAAGGAUCAAUAGCGAGAGAUCGGGUGCGCCGCUGAGACGCUGCUUAGCGAGAAGAAAUACUGUAAAAAAAACAAAAAAACUAAACAAGCGUAACAUUUUUUUUUUUUAGACAUUACGUACCAGCAGCAGCCGCCGUUAGCCACAAUGAACGGACAGAUGAACGGUUUUCAUAACUCCUUCAUUGACGAGGACUGCUUCUUGUUCACCUCAGAGUCGGUCGGAGAAGGACACCCCGACAAGAUCUGUGAUCAGAUCAGCGAUGCAGUUCUCGACGCCCAUCUCAAGCAGGAUCCCGAUGCCAAGGUUGCAUGUGAGACCGUUGCCAAGACUGGAAUGAUCCUGUUGGCCGGUGAGGUGACAUCUCGUGCCACAGUGGACUACCAGAAAGUUGUCCGCGACACCAUCCGCCAAAUUGGAUACGAUGACUCCUGCAAAGGCUUUGACUAUAAGACCUGCAAUGUCCUUGUGGCAUUGGAGCAGCAGUCUCCUGAUAUCGCUCAGGGUGUUCACAUUGACCGCAACGAGGAGGACAUUGGAGCAGGGGAUCAGGGCUUGAUGUUUGGAUAUGCCACUGAUGAGACGGAUGAGUGCAUGCCUCUGACGAUUGUCCUUGCCCACAAGCUGAACGCUAAGAUGGCAGAGUUGCGUCGUGAUGGCACCCUUCCAUGGCUCCGGCCAGACUCAAAGACACAGGUGACUGUUCAGUACCGCCAGGACCGUGGUGCCAUGCUUCCAGUGCGUGUGCACACAAUCGUCGUUUCUGUUCAGCACGAUGAGGACAUCUGCCUGGAGGAGAUGAGAGACGCCCUGAAGGAGAAAGUCAUCAAAGCCGUCGUUCCAUGCAUCUAUUUGGAUGAUGACACAAUCUACCAUCUGCAGCCCAGUGGCCGAUUUGUUAUUGGAGGCCCACAGGGUGAUGCUGGCCUGACGGGCCGUAAAAUUAUUGUUGACACUUACGGAGGCUGGGGAGCCCAUGGUGGCGGUGCCUUCUCUGGAAAGGAUUACACGAAGGUGGACCGUUCUGCUGCUUAUGCUGCACGCUGGGUAGCCAAGUCUCUGGUGAAAGCUGAGCUCUGCAGGAGAGUGUUGGUCCAGGUGUCCUAUGCUAUUGGAGUUGCCCACCCACUUUCCAUUUCCAUUUUCCAUUACGGGACCUCAAACAAGAGUGAGAGAGAGCUGCUGGACAUCGUGAAGAGGAACUUUGAUCUCCGUCCUGGAGUCAUUGUCAGGGAGCUGGAUCUGAAGAAGCCCUUGUAUCAGAGGACCGCAGCCUAUGGCCACUUUGGCCGAGACUCCUUCCCAUGGGAGGUGCCCAAAAAACUCAAAUACUAAACCUGUUAAGCUUUUCCCCCCCAGGCUUGUUGGUGUAUACUACAGAGAAGCCAGCAAGGUUCCGGGGGGUGAAAUGCGCUUAUCUCUUUUCAUAAUAAUGGUAUCAUUUAACACAUGACUCCCUCUCUCACUCCCUCCACCUCCCUCCUUUUUGUCUUGUUACUGUUUUUCUGUUGGUUGCACUAUCAUACUGGGUCAUAGGAGGCAUGCCUCAGAAAUUUGAUGUUUUAAAGAAUCGGAUGGGUUCCAUGAACUCAUGCUCCAUGGUACUUCAUGUUCUCCCACGUCUCGAGGUUCCCAUGCUCCUCAUUGUGAUUGAAUAGCAGCCUUCAGUUCUCCCUUUUUGGCACUCCAGUCGUCAAUAUUGUCAGUCAUUCAGUGUCAUGGCGGUAGCAUAUUAGGCUAUAUGCGAUACCCCUCUUAAUUUACUGGUGCUACUGAUGUAAGGAGUCUGUGCGACAUCUGACAUUUCUAAGUCCAUUUAGAAGCAUAAUUUGAUAGUUGGAGGGUCCUCUAAUCCGGCAUCUUUCCAAACAAGUUGAGCUUCUUUCUAAACAUUCCUCCUUUGUCUAUCUGGUACAUUUGUUCCCUGACCCGCUGUUUUUUUUUUUUUUUUUUUUUUUUUUUUUUUUUAGCUUUAUCCCCUCGUCUUUGUGGAGGAUGCUAGAAUGGCACAAUUAAAAUUCAAGGGUUGUUGCUGUUAUCACAAAAAAAUGCUAUGCAUUGCAGGCUAAGGGGCGAACCAAAUCCUAAUUAUUCAAGCUCUCAAAUGAGCGUAACGCCUCAGAUGCCUCUACAGACCUUUGCUGUUUUCUGACGUAAUACAGAAAAGUCAGAAGCUGCUAUGUCACUGCUCUGGUCUGCAGAGGUAUUGGUUAUACUUGAUGAUAUAAAAUUGGAUUGUUUAUGCAUUGAAAUUCAAUUUUAAUGAGUCCUUUUUUUUAAAUGUACUUUCACUUGCGUUUUUUUAUGGUUUGAUGUGACUAAUGGCCCUUUUAUACUCCCUAAGUAUAUGGAUGGCAGGUGUAGCUACAGAGAAACCUGGUUCCCAUCUUUAUAAUUAGUGGAGUGUGUUCUUUGCCACAAAGUCUUAUUGGCUAGGACUCGACACUAUUUAUUUGUUCUCUGAAACUCGGUGUGGAUACAGAGAAGCUGAGUUUUCAGAAGGCAGCUUUAAACAUACUUGGUUAUUGAAUCACAAAUUCCUUUUGACUUGACCAUUUUUCAGUGUUUUGCGUGAGGCUCCAGAGUGUUGUACAGAAAAGCUUUGGUCUGCCUCAGCUGGCUACUGUUGAUGGCAAUUUUACAACUUUUUUAUUUGUGGACGAUCUUCUUUUUUAGGUGGGUUAGUUUUGAAAUCCCCUUUUAAAAUGUCCAGUGCAAUUCUUUGGCACUCCUGUCCUCAUUAAUGGACUGGCAACAUUUGGUUGGUGUAGUACAGAGAAACCAGCCUUGUUUACACGGCCGUCCCAUGUGUUGGAUAGAGUUUCGAGUUUUGGUUUUGUUCCCUUUUACCACCCGGAGGUCAUCCCGUUGGCUACAGUAAGUGUUAAGAGUGCCUUUUCUAUUUCCUCUACUCCCUUCUUACUUUUGUCCCCCUCCUUCCAACAUGCGUUCAACUUCCAGAGGAACAAGUAGCUCAUACUGUAUGCUUCAUGUCUAGACUGGGUAGUUUCCUUAUGCUCUGUAAUAAACGACUACUCCUCACA
Larimichthys crocea (large yellow croaker) is the source of this 3045-nucleotide messenger RNA. RefSeq names its product methionine adenosyltransferase 2Ab (gene mat2ab). NCBI's taxonomy places the organism in Eukaryota, Metazoa, Chordata, Actinopteri, Sciaenidae. Bases 149 to 1336 code for a protein of 395 amino acids. The transcript has 9 exons. Gene Ontology annotation, molecular function: ATP binding; methionine adenosyltransferase activity. The record is from RefSeq and is a predicted model, not a curated record. Gene Ontology annotation, biological process: S-adenosylmethionine biosynthetic process.